AUGGAGAUCCGAAUGAAGCUUGACGAGGAAUUUGGAGCGGACCGGGUGAUCCAUAUCGAAACAGACGAUGAAGAGAAUGAGGCUGAAACCGCUCACGGCGAAGAUGAGGAUAACGACGACACAGAAUCCGAAGAUCAUGGCGUCCAUCGCAGAAAUCCCUCCGACAACGACAACUUCCUCGACUCCGUUUAUCCUCAUUGGCCUCAAAGUUACAGGCAGUCCAUGGACAUGUACACAACAGUAGCCUCUCCAUCUGUAAGCAUCUUGAGGGGCAGCUCCUACUUAACUUUAGCAUACAGGAGGCCUCAAUCCCCUUUACUUCAAUCUCCUCUGAAUAAACCUCUCCUCGCGGAUACAAGUUGUUUAAACGACGAGGAAGUGCCAACAUCAACGCUUCCUGCAAAGAUAUCACCUACCACUUCAGUAUCGCACGUCUCUGUUCCUGAAUUGCCGCCACAACAGGAGUGUUCAUACACUCAGGCACUUAUCAAUUCAAUAAAUGUGUUGUGUGGUAUUGGAAUUCUUGCUACUCCUUUCGCUGUUAAAGAGGGUGGUUGGCUUAGCCUCUUUCUGUUCCUUCUUUAUGGAAUCAUUACUUGUUAUACCGGGAUUUUGUUGAAGAGGUGCUUAGAAAGCUCGCCAGGGCUUCAAACUUACCCAGAUAUCGGGCAGGCUGCUUUUGGCAUGGGUGGUAGAGUACUUGUAGCAAUAAUCUUGUAUCUUGAGCUAUAUUCUUCUUGCAUUGAAUUCUUGAUCAUGAUGGGAGAUAACUUAGCAGCCCUCUUCCCCAGCAUUCACAUGGAAUUUGCUGGCUUUUAUCUCAACUCUUAUCAAACCUCUGCUAUUAUCUCUACUCUCGUGAUACUUCCAACAGUUAUGCUGCGAAACCUCAGUUUGCUAUCAUACAUCUCAGCCGGAGGUGUGGUUGCGUUUAUUCUGGUGAUUAUUUGCUUGUUAUGGGUUGCGGUGACAAAUGACUUUGUAUUCAAUCCAAGUGGAACGGUUUUGAACUUUGCAAAGUUGCCUGUCACAAUUGGUAUAUACAGUUUUUGCUUUGGUGGCCAUUCAGUAUUUCCAAGUAUCUAUUCCUCCAUGAAAGAACCUUCAAGGUUCCCAUCUCUUAUUAUGUUAAGCUUUUUGCUCGCCUUCGUUUCAUUUGGUGGAAUAGCAAUAUUCGGGUUCUUAAUGUUUGGUGAAGCUACAAAAUCACAGUUCACUUUGAACUUACCAGAGGCACAUUUAGCUUCAAAAGUUGCAAAAUGGACAGUGUUUAUAACUCCUCUCACGAAAUAUGCCUUGACGAUUACUCCUGUCGCAUUAAGCAUAGAAGAAUUCUUACCUUCUAAUCAGCAUAGGUCACAUGCCGUUUCUAUACUCAUCAGAACGAUUUUAGUGAUUUCUACAUUGAUCAUCUCACUGUUGAUUCCAUACUUUGGUUCUGUAACCGCUUUAAUUGGAUCUGGAUUAGUAAUGCUUGUGUCGCUUAUCCUUCCCUGUGCAUGCUACAUCAGAAUUAAAAGAGACAGAAUAACAAAGUUUGAGAUUGCAGCAUGUACUUGCAUUAUACUCCUGGGACUGGUAUCUUCAAUUGUGGGCACAUAUUCAGCGCUUCAAAGUAUGCAUGUCUGA
This is a messenger RNA of Ipomoea triloba (trilobed morning glory), 1629 nucleotides long. Its product is annotated as amino acid transporter AVT1D-like. The record is from RefSeq and is a predicted model, not a curated record. Bases 1 to 1629 code for a protein of 542 amino acids. Lineage: Eukaryota; Viridiplantae; Streptophyta; Magnoliopsida; Solanales; Convolvulaceae. The transcript is spliced from 12 exons. Gene Ontology annotation, cellular component: plasma membrane.